GAAAGUGGGAAGGACGAAAGGAGGAGGAGAAAGGAAAGUGGAGCGGGGGAAGGGAGGAGAGGAAAGUUCGGAAAAGUCGGGAAAGGGGGCUUUGGGGGGGCUGGGAAGAGGGGGGAAAGGCCGGGGAAGCGCCGCCUUUUGGAGACGUUCCCUCGGAGCGGACGAAGCGCGGGCGAAGGGGGGAGAUCCUGGAAGAGGGGCCGGAAUGGGGCAGGGAGAGCCGGGGAGCGCGGGAGGGUAGGCGCGGGAGGCGGGCGCCGAGCUAGGGCCCAGCAUGGCCUCCGGGGACCCCGCGGAGCCGCCCCGGGCGGAGGAGGCGCGUCCGGGCAGCGCCGAGGAGACGGAGCCCGAGGCGUCCCCGCGCUUCUCGGCGGAGCAGGUCUCGUGCGUGUGCGAGGCGCUGCUCCAGGCCGGGGACCCGCGCCGCCUGGCCCGCUUCCUGGCCUCGCUGCCCGCGGGCGCGCUCUCCUCCCCGGAGCCCCCCGCGGGCGAGAGCCUGGCCAAGGCCCGGGCGCUGCUGGCCUUCCAGGGCGGGGACUUCGCGGAGCUCUACCGCCUCCUCCAGAGCCGCCCCUUCGGCGCCGCGCACCACGCCUUCCUGCAGGACCUCUACCUGCGCGCCCGCUACCGGGAGGCCGAGGCGGCGCGGGGCCGGGCGCUGGGCGCGGUGGACAAGUACCGCCUCCGGAAGAAGUUCCCGCUGCCGCGCACCAUCUGGGACGGAGAGGAGACCGUCUACUGCUUCAAGCGCCGCUCCCGGGCCGCGCUCCGGGACUCCUACGGGCGCAGCCGCUACCCGAGCCCCGAGCAGAAGCGCCGCCUCGCCCGCGACACCGGCCUCUCCCUCACCCAGGUCAGCAACUGGUUCAAGAACCGGCGCCAAAGGGACCGAGGCGGAGGAGGAGCGGCACCGGGGUCCACGGGGGCACCAGGAGGAGGAGGAGGAGGGAGCAGCGCCGGCACGCCCAGCAAGAGUGAAUCCGAUGGGAAUCCCAGCACGGAGGAUGAAUCCAGCCGUGGGCCCGAGGAAACAGAAGUGCCCACUGGGAUGUCUAGUACUCCGGAAGGGGUCUCGGCUUCCAACACCCUUUUCCUGCCGGCCGCCGGCUCCGGUGCCUCCUCCAUCCUUCUGAAUGGCAACUUCAUCACUGCCACUUCGCCCACCAUGUUCCUCAAUGGUGGCUCGGUUAUCCAGACCUCAAGUGGAGGCGUCAUCCUGAAUGGUUUGACGCUGGGAGAUAACCAAACCAUCACCUUGAGUCCGGUGGCGGCGGCACCCAGUCCCCCCAUCCUCCUCAAUGGCUCCACUGCUCUCUUGAGCGGCAAACCCAUCGUCCCUGCCAGCCAGGAGGUCUCCAAAGAGCCCCUUCCACCGGCCGCUGUCCUCCUGAAGUCCGAAAGUCAAGAAGCCUUGGGUUUUGGUGUGAAAGAAGAGGAUGAGGAGAAACAGUCCGUCCAGCCCCUCUUAUCUCUCCCUGAUGCCGCCACUCUGCUCCCCGACCAGAAAGAGGCUCUCUUGGGUACCGUUUCGGUGCCACAAGUUGUGCCAUUGAAAGAAGAAGAUCCUGUGGCUACUCAGCCAGCAGCCAAAAUAGUCCCGGCUGCCCCAGCUUUGCCAUCUCCCCUGGAAGCCGUGCCCACCCUGACCUUGGCGACUCCCUCUCCAGCCGCCGUCGCUUCGUCCGAUCCAGCCACCGUUCUCCACGUCCCUGCCCCGUCCCUGGUCCCCAUCACCCAAGUUUCGCCUCCAUCCCAAGUCGUCCCCCUCUCCCAGCCCGUUUCGGGGACCCAGGUGCUCUCCCCGUCUCAGAUGGUGCCCCUGUCGCCCACCCAGAUCUACACUUUGCCCCAAGGGGUGCCGGCCCCCCAGAUCGUCUCCCUGCCCCAAGUGCGCCAAGGGCCGCAGAUCAUCUCCCUGCCCCAAGUGGUGCCCACCUCGCAGGUGGUGACGCUGCAGCAAAGCGUGGGCAGCCCCAUCCAGAUCUUGACCAGCUCGGCCCCCAUCAAAAUGGGCACCGUGGCAGGGACGCAGCAGGCGACGGUGACGGGCGGGCACCUCGGACAGAGCGGCGGCCUGCAUCUCAUCAACACCAACAUGGGCAUCACUGCGCUGCAGCUUCCGGGCACAACGCCAGGGAACAUCCUCCUGACCAACCCAGCAACGGGCAGCAGCACCAUCGUCACCGGCGUGGCACUACAGCAAGGCAAGCUGAUCUUGACGGCCACCUUCCCAGCUGGCAUGUUGAUGGCGCCCAUACUCUCGACUCCGGCGGCGGUGCCCAAUUUGGCCCCUCCAGUCAAACAGGAAGAGGCGGCUCCUCCGGCCACAACACUCGAGCACCACGAAGAUGGUGGUGGCAGCUUGUUGCUUUCGAGCAUCGCGUCAGAAGUCUCCUCUCUCUCCGCUUCUGACAAUACUGGACAAGCCAGCUUUUCGUCCUUUGGCGCAGACUCUGGCCCAUCCAGCCUGCUUUCAGAUUUCUCCCAAAACGAGAGCCUGUCCCAACAGCAGAUGGUAUGGUCCGACCCCGUCAGCAUGGGCCUCCAAGGGAAUGGCUCCGUGGGGCUCUUUGAGAUGGACAAGGACCCCAUGGAGGAGCAAGCGGGGUUACUCCGGCUCCCCGAAGACGAAGGCCUCUUGCUUGAUGACUCGGGAGGAGACCCCAUGGAUCCGGAGGCUCUCGACUCCGGGGAGAAAGUGCUGACGCAGCUGCAGUCGGUGCCGGUGGAAGAGUCUCUGGACUUAUAGAAGGGCAGCAAGUUGGGUCGGAAGCACAUCCAUUCUUCCCUUCAGAGGAAUGGGAGUUUGCCUUUGAAGCUGUCCUUCUUGGUCCCUUUUGAUUGCCACCUUCCAGACCAGACAAGCUUCACUUUGCUGGUUUAGAAACGUUUGAAGUGCCUUGAUAAGGGAAACCCCAACCCUCUCCCCUCUCCCGCAUGUGUGAAAUUUCCUUCUUCCAUGGUUGCAUCUUCCUUUUGCAUGUGUUUGUGUGUGGCAAAUACGACGACACUCAAACAGAAAGGCAAUGCCUCUGUCACGUUCAGUUUGUGUCCGGUACUCCGUCUCGUCGUGGCCAGGAGAGUAGUAACCACAAUCUUCACUUUGCCGCCCCAAGUCCCCACGGGGAGAUGGUGGCGGGGUAUAAAUAAAGUUUUAUUAUUAUUAUUUGCUCUAUUUCAGGCAUGGGCAAACUAAGGCCCGGGGACCAGAUGCGGCCCCCUGAGCGCUUGCUUCAGGCCCUUCUCAUUUUCCCUGUCUUCUUGGCACAAGGAUAUGGUUGUCCAAUGCAAAAAAAAUAUGGAGGAGGAAAACACAUAGCAGCUGAGAGCCCUCUGGAGCACUCUCAGCCACUGUGUGUCUCACCUUCCGGCAUCAUAAUAAUAAUAACAACAACUUUGUGUUGUUGAAGGCUUUCAUGGCCAGAAUCUCAGGGUUGUUGUAUGUUUUCCAGGCUGUAUGGCCAUGUUCUAGAAGUAUUCUUCCUGACGUUUCGCCCACAUCUAUGGCAGGCAUCCUCAGAGGUUGUGAGGUAUGGAGAAACUCAGCAAGGAAGGUUUAUAUAUAUCUUUGGAAAGUCCAGGGUGAGGGAAGAGCUCUUGUCAGUUGGAGGCCAGCGUGAAUGUUGCAGUUAAUCACCCUAAUUUGCAUUGAAUGGCUUCAUCUACUGGCUACUUUCUGCCUGGGGGCAUCCUUUGUUACCUGCCCCUAGUUCCCAUGUCUCAGAGUGUUGCUUCUUAUUUACUGUUCUGAUUUUUGAGUUUUUUAAUACUGGUAGCCAGAUUUUGUUCAUUUUCAUAGUUUCCUCCUUUCUGUUGAAGUUGUCCACAUGCUUGUGAAUUUCAAUGGCUUCUCUGUAUCAUCUGACAUGAUAGUUGUUGGAGUGGUCAAGCAUUUCUGUGUUCUCAAUAUCCUGUGUCCAGGUUGGUUCAUCAGAUGCUCUGCUAUGGCUGAUUUCUCUGGUUGAGUGAGUCUGCAGUGCCUAUCAUGUUCCUUGACUUGUGUUUGGGCAAUGCUGCGUUUGGUGGUCCCUAUGUAGACUUCUACCGUGUUUCCCCAAAAAUAAGACAGUGUCUUAUAUUAAUUUUUGCUCCCAAAGAUGCUCUAGAUCUUAUUUUCAGGGGAUGUCUUAUUUUUCCAUGAAGAAGAAUUCACAUUUAUUGUUGAACAAAAAAAUGAACAUUUAUUAUAUACUGUACAGUAAUUGCCAUCACAAACCAGCAUAACCAGACAAACUGUGAUUCCUAUCAAGAAUUUCUUGUUACUCCCAUUAUUUCCAUGUACAACAAUCUAUGGUACAUACAUUUACCGAUCCUACACGCUCUGGUGUUCUGUUCGGCGGGCAUGCUUCCAAACAAAAACUUUGCUAGGUCUUACUUUCAGUGGAGGCCUUAUAUUUAGCAAUUCAGCAAAACCUCUACUAGGUCUUAUUUUCUGGGGAUGUCUUAUUUUAGGGGAAACAGGGUAGCCAGAUUUUGUUCAUUUUCAUAGUUUCCUCUUUUCUGUUGAAGUUGUCCACAUGCUUGUGGAUUUCAAUGGCUUCUCUGUGUAGUCUGACAUAGUUGUUGGAGUGGUCAAGCAUUUCUGUGUUCUCAAAUAAUAUACUGUGUCCAGGUUGGUUCAUCAAGUGCUCUGCUUUGGCUGAUUUCUCUGGUUGAGUUAGUCUGCAGUGCUUUUCAUGUUCUUUGACUCGUGUUUGGGCAAUGCUGCGUUUGGUGGUGCCUAUGUAGACUUCUAGAACAUGGCCAUACAGCCCGGAAAACAUACAACAACCCCAACAACUUGGUUUUUAUAUCCCGCCACCAGCUCCCCAAGGGGACUUGGGGGGGCUCAAAUAGGGCAAGGCCGAACAACACAAUUCAAAUGAAAAGUACGUGGUAGAAUGGUAUGAGCGAUCCCAUCCUUAUGCCAGGAGGAUAGCUCGAGGAAGGCACGCGGUGACUGACAGCUGCCACCUGGAUGGGAUACAAUGCGGCCCCAAGGCAAAAACGUUUGCCCAUGUCCGUUCUAUUUGCUGCCUCUUCUUGUAUCCAAACGUUGGACAACGUCUCCAUUCUUUUCUUCCCUGACUCUCCAACUUACGAGAAACGUGUUGAGCAUUUUCAGAUUCACAACACAGAAUAGGAUGUUUAUUACAGUAGAGUCUCACUUAUCCAAGCUAAACGGGCUGGCAGAAGCUUGGAUUAGCUAAUAACUUGGAUAAUAAGGAGGGAUUAAGGAAAAGCCUAUUAAACAUCAAAUUAGGUUGUGAUAUUACAAAUUAAGCACCAAAACUUCAUGUUAUACAACAAAUUUGACAGAAAAAGUAGUUCAAUGCACAGUAAUGUUAUGUUGUAAUUACUGUAUUUACGAAAUUAGCACCAAAAUAUCCCAAUAUAUUGAAAACAUUGACUACAAAAAUGGCUUGGAUUAUCCAGAAGCUUGGAUAAGCGAGGCUUGGAUAAGUGAGAUUCUAUUGUAAUUGUGGGUGGAAGUAACUAACACGCACAGGCAAGUCAUUUGUUUCCUUUCCUUCCUUCCUUCCACGGUGCUAAGGGAUAGGGUUCGACUAACCAGCGCGACCCCAAAUCCCACUUUGGAGAGGAAAGGAGAAUAAAUCUAGUUUUUCCAGUGCUUUCUGUUCUUCUCUUGGAGACAGCAAAGCUAUGGUUUCUCCCUGACUUUUAGCACUGCAUUUAGAAAUACUGGCGCAAUCCAAGAGAGUUAAAAUAAUCCCAUUCUGAAUUGGAACUCUCUGAUGCUGGAAAGCAGAACCACUCCUCCAAAGUGUUCUUUCUGCUUUGUUUUUUCACUUUCUCUUUUGGUUUUUAUCCACUUGUGUCUUCUCUGUGGAAUCGGUUUUUCAACAUUUAGCACAAGACACAGCCUGGAUUAAUGGCAACACGACACUGUGAACAUAGGCACAUGUUUCAAACUAAGGAGUGGAUGGUUAGUCCUGCAAUUUAAGGUACAUAGUUUCUUAAGACACAGUGAAGUGAAUUUUAGCUACAAACACCCCCUUAUAUUUGGGUUUGGGAACAAAAGUCAUGUCCUGUACUUAUUAGGGACAUUUAAGGAUGACCAUCUGAAAGACAGAAAUCACAUACAAAACCCCUCUAAGUAUUGGGUCGCUGUGAGUUUUCCGGGCUGUAUGGCUAUGUUCCGGAAGCAUUCUCUACUGACGUUUUGCCCACAUCUAUGGCAGGCAUCCUCAGAGGUUGUGAGGUCUGUUGGAAACUAGGAAAGUGGAGCUUAUAUAUCUGUGAAAUAAUGUCCAGGGUUGGAGAAAGAAUUCUUGUCUGCUUGAGGCAAGUACAGUAGUCUCACUUAUCCAAUAUAAAUGGGCCAGCAGAACGUUGGAUAAGCAAAGAUGUUGGAUAAUAAGGAGGGAUCAAGGAAAAGUCUAUUAAACAUCAAAUAAGGUUAUGAUUUUACAAAUUAAGCACCAAAACAUCAUAUUAUACAACAAAUUUGACAGAAAAAAUAGUUCAAUAUGCAGUAAUGCUAUGUAGUAAUUACUGUAUUUACAAGUUUAGCACCAAAAUAUCACGAUGUAUUGAAAACAUUGACUACAAAAAUGCGUUGGAUAAUCCAGAACAUUGCAUAAGCGAGACUUAGAUAAGUGAGACUACUGUAUGAAUGUUGCAAUUGGACAACUUGAUUAGCAUUGAAUGGUCUUACAGCUUCAAAACCUGACUGCAUACUGGGGUAAUCCUUUGUUGGGAGGUGUUAGCUGCCCUUGAUUGUUUCAUGUCUGGAAUUCUCCUGUUGUUCUUUAUUUUAGAGGUUUUUUUAAUACUCGUAGCCAGACUUUGUUCAUUUUCAUGGUUUUCUCCUUUCUGUUGAAAUUGUCCACAUGCUUCUUGUGGAUUUCAGUGGCUUCUCUGUGUAGUCUGACAUGAUGGUUGUUAGGGUCCAGCAUUUCUGUGUUCUUAUAUAAUAUGCUGUGUCCAGAUUGAUUCACCCAGGUUCAUCACAGCAUAUUAUUUGAGGACACAGAAAUGCUGGACCACGCAGACAAUUUCAACAGAAAGGACAAAACCAUGAAAAUGAACAAAAUCUGGUUACCAGUAUUUUUUUUAAAACCUCUAAAAUCAGGACAGUAAAUAAAGAGCAACACUCAGAAGAGAGGAGAAUUCCAGACAAGAAACAAUCAGGAUCAGUUAACACCUCCCAACAAAGGAUUCCCUCAGGCAGGAAGCAGCCAGGCUUUGAAGCUGCAAGUCCAUUCAAUGCUACUCAAAGUGGCCAAUUGCAACAUUCACACAGAGAAGAGUUCUUUCUCCCACCCUGGCUAUUAUUCUACAGAUAUAUAAACCCCACUUGCCUACACUUUCCAACACUCCACAACCUCUGAGGAUGCCUGCCAUAGAUGUGGGCAAAAUGUCAGGAGAGAAUGCUUCUGGAAAAAGGACAUACAGCCUUGAAAACCCACAGCAACCUACAUGCACAUAGUUUCUUAAGACACAAUGAAGUGAGUUUUAGCUACAAAUACCCUCUUACAUUUGGGUUUGGGAAUUACAUGGUAUAAGCAUUUAAGGACAACCAUCUGAAAGACAGAAAUUGCAUACAAAACUCCUAAGUAUUCUUCCCCUUAAAAUGAGAUUGCAAAUGGGAGUUCAUCCCAAGCUUUCUCUGAAACUAAGGUUUCCUUUGUAAAAUAUAAAUCGAUCCAUGAAAUGAUGGAUAAUAGCAAACCCUGGUAUUUUUAAUGAAAAAUUGUACAGAAAAAGGAUGUACCUUAUACAGGAGAAUAAAUGAAACCACAGAUAACUGUAACCACGUAUAUUGGUUCUCCAGAUACAGGGCAUGUGCUGUACCGUUGAACUGAUUUGUUUUUUGUGUUUUCUUAUACUUUUCAAUUGAUAUAUUUUGUCACAAAGAAAGGGGGACUGGAAAUAGUUGGCCAUAUCUGCGGAGAGAAAUCUCAUCAUUUUGGUUGUUUUGAUGUGUCUCUAUUUUUUUUCCCCCAACCAGGUACUACAGCAUUGUGUUGUCGAAGGCUUUCAUGGCCGGAAUCAUUGGGUUGCUGUGAGUUUUCCGGGCUAUAUGGCCAUGUUCCAGUAGCAUUCUCUCCUGACAUUUCACCCACAUCUAUGGCAGGCAUCCUCAGAGGUUGUGAGGUCUGUUGGAAACUAAGAAAAUUUAUAUAUUUAUAAAUUUUUAAAUAAAGAAAAUUUAUAUAUAUAAAAUUUAUAUAUCUGUGGAAUGACGAGGGUGGGAGAAAGACCUCUUGUCUGAGGCAAGUAUUAAUGUUGCAAUGGAUCACCUUGAUUUAAAAAAACUUUAAAAUCAGGACAGUAAAUAACAGCACCCUGAAAACAGGAAUUACAGACAGGAAACAAUUAGGGUCAGCUAACACCUCCCAAUAAAGGAUUCUUCAGGCAGGAAUCAACCAGGCUUUGAAUCUGCAAGGCCAUUAAAUGCUAAUCGAGGUGAUCAAUUGCAACAUUCAGGCUUGCCUCAAACAGACAAGAGUUCUUUCUUCCAAUCUGGACUUUCCACAGAUAUAUAAACCCCACUUGCCUAGUUUCCAACAGCCCUCACACCUCUGUGGAUGCCUGCCAUAGAUGCAGGCUAAACGUCAGAAGAGAAUGCUUCUGGAACAUGGCCAUACAGCCUGGAAAACUUACAGCAGCCUACUACAGCAUUACUUUUUUUCCCUUCAUUUGUGAGAAGCAAUCAUUUCUAUGAAAUAUUUUUAUAUAUCUAUUCUUGGUUUUUCAGUGUAUGUGUGUCUUUUAUAAAUAUAUAUACUGUAUAUAUAUAUUUUAUAUAUAUUAAAUAUAUUUUAUCCUAAA
Molecule: messenger RNA, 8778 nt
Organism: Anolis carolinensis (green anole)
Lineage: Eukaryota; Metazoa; Chordata; Lepidosauria; Squamata; Anolidae
Gene: six5
Product: SIX homeobox 5
Exons: 3
Coding region: 275-2749 (824 amino acids)
Biological process (GO): regulation of transcription by RNA polymerase II
Cellular component (GO): nucleus; transcription regulator complex
Molecular function (GO): DNA-binding transcription factor activity, RNA polymerase II-specific; RNA polymerase II cis-regulatory region sequence-specific DNA binding
Source: RefSeq, a predicted model, not a curated record